Molecule: messenger RNA, 1261 nt
Organism: Haliotis rubra (blacklip abalone)
Lineage: Eukaryota; Metazoa; Mollusca; Gastropoda; Lepetellida; Haliotidae
Product: protein REVEILLE 7-like
Exons: 2
Coding region: 33-674 (213 amino acids)
Source: RefSeq, a predicted model, not a curated record
AUUUUCAACCCAAGAGUCUGUGUGGGUAAAACAUGGAACUAACCCAAUUUUGUUUUGUUUUCCAGGAUUUGUAUGGUAGAAGUUGGACUCGCAUCUCUGAAAUCAUUCCCACUCGGACAAGCCUGCAAGUGAAGAACUAUGCCCAGCAAUACUUCAAGAAUCUAGCCAAGAAGGCUGAUGCUGCCUCUGCCGUUGUGUCAUCUACGUCUCGAGAUCUUCCCCUUGGCUCAACACAACUGACCUCCCACCUCAGCCAGUCUGCUGACCCUCUGGCAAAUGUCCUUGCUUCCGUCACAACUGCCCAGCCCACCGUCACAUCCUUCUCUAGUUCAGCUAAUCAGAACAGAAAGACUUCUCUGUCUAAGCAGUCCAAAAACAAGAAGAAAAGCCAAAAUUCCACCAAAGCAGACUCUCAAAUAGACCCAGCCCAAGGCAUAAGCAAUGGUCUUGAUGGUGUUUUGCCAUCUGCAAAUACAAUUGUUGGUAUUUCUGGUCUGCAGGAUCUACAGUGUGGCUCCUACACAGGGAAUGUGGACACAAGUGAACUGUCUCCCAGUGUUAAUCUGUCUGGGGUAGGGUUCUUGUCUGGGAGUAAGGAAUUAGGUUUUGACAGCUCGGUUGGGACGCUGAUCCAUAUCGCUUCCCGGGCUGGACACUUUGGCUGCUGUUGUUGAGAGUGAUUUUAGUGCAAGUGAUCUCCAGACUCUCACAACAGUCUCAGCUGAUGGAUCAGAAGUUGUUCAGUCCGACAUUCUUGCUUCUGUUGUACAACAACCUGAAGGUAAAGAUGAGGCUCUGCAGAAGGAAACCGACGCUUCUUCGGAUGAAAUUGGCAACUUAAGCUCAAAUUCAGUUGACGAAGAAGAAGAUGUGGAUAUUGAUAUUGAAAAUGAUGAUGAUGAUAUUGACAACCCUAUACUGUUAGGAAGGUCGGCUUCACCUAGCUCUGUGUAUGAGAAGUUGCUACGAUCGGCUAAUGUUACACCAACAGAGCUGGGCGAUGGUGAACAGUCUGAUGAAGGAGACACUGAUGCUGAUGUAGCUGCAGCUGAUGUAGACAGUGUUACUCAGGGGAGAUCUGAGAAAUUAGAAGGUGCUAUGGUGGAGAGUGUCAGUGAAUGUUUUACUGACAAUAAGCAAGAUGCCAAAGUCAGUGCUAGUGGAACAGGGGAAUAUAUUCAGCCUGAACCGCCCAUGGAAUAUUGUGAGAGUUGUGAAGAAGGGAAUGUUCUACAGGAUGUGCCAAAAAUUGAAGAGAAAG